AUGGCUACCCAGAAUGGCGAGAAAAAGCAAAAGCGUCUCAUCGUGAACGCUUUUGUGGAGAUGUGCAGUGGACAUCAGUCUCCAGGCCUCUGGAGACAUCCAGAGGACCAGUCCUGGAAGUUCACAGACGUCGAUCACUGGGUCGAAUUGGCCAAGCUGCUCGAGCAGGCCAAGUUCCAUGGCAUCUUCAUAGCCGACGUCUUGGGAGGAUACGAUGUGUAUAAGGGAUCCCUUGAUCCAGCAGUUAUCACCGGCGCUCAGUGGCCUGUCAAUGAGCCGCUGUCCGUUGUGUCGGCAAUGGCUGCUGCAACAAGCAACAUCGGCUUCGGCGUGACUGUUUCCACAACUUAUGAGCAGCCUUAUCAUCUUGCUCGGCGACUGAGCACGGUGGACCACUUGACAAAGGGCCGACUCGGCUGGAAUAUUGUCACGAGCUAUCUGGACUCGGCUGCUCGGAACAUGGGCCGCGCAGAGCAGCCACAGCACGAUGAUCGAUAUGCGCAGGCCGAGGAGUACAUGACCGUGAUGUACAAGCUAUUCCAGUCCUCCUGGCGGGAUGAUGCCGUGGUCCUUGACCGUGAGAAGGGUGUUUACACCUCACCAGACCGCGUACGGCCCAUCGAUCACAAUGGCAAGUUCUUCACUGUGCCUGGCCCGCAUAUCGUCCAGCCGAGCCCUCAACGCACCCCCCUCCUACUCCAGGCAGGGACUUCGAAGCAAGGCAAGAUUUUUGCCGCGCAACAUGCCGAGGCCAUUUUUACUUCCGCACACAGCCCUCAAGUGUGCGCAAAGAGCAUCGCCGAGGUGCGAAAGAUGGCGCAGGAGGAAUAUGGCCGGAACCCGGACAACAUUAAAGUCCUCGCUCUUGUGACGCCCAUUCUUGGGAGGACGGAAGAAGAGGCUCAGGCCAAGCUGAAGGACUACAGGCAAUACGCAUCCACUGAAGGUGCCCUGGCUCUCUUCGCUGGCUGGACUGGGAUCGAUUUGAGCAAGUACGGUGACGAUGAGGAACUUCGGCAGGUGGAAAGCAACGCCGUUCGGUCCACCGUCGAGGGAUACGCCAAGUUUGCUCCCGAAAACUCCAAAUGGACCAAGCACACGGUAGCGGAGCAUGUCGCCUUAGGAGGAAACGGCCCGAUCAUGGUCGGAACCCCUGCCCAGGUGGCCGACAAUCUGCAGAAAUGGGUCGACGAGGCAGAUGUUGAUGGAUUCAACUUUGCCUAUGCGCUGUUUCCUGGCUCGUUCAAGGACAUCAUCGAGCUCUUGCUGCCGGAGCUUAAGGCUAGGGGACUGUUCUGGGACGGGUAUGUCGAGGGUGGGACAUACCGGGAGAACUUUUAUGGUAUCAAGGGCCAGAAGGUGCCUCUGGACGAGCACGUGGCAUCAAAGUACCAUUGGAAGGCUGGAGUCCCUGCUAGCGAGGCAGUGAUCCCUGAGUGA
Cryphonectria parasitica EP155 is the source of this 1440-nucleotide messenger RNA. RefSeq lists its product as uncharacterized. The transcript has 8 exons. Bases 1 to 1440 code for a protein of 479 amino acids. The record is from RefSeq and is a predicted model, not a curated record. Gene Ontology annotation, molecular function: oxidoreductase activity, acting on paired donors, with incorporation or reduction of molecular oxygen; monooxygenase activity. Lineage: Eukaryota; Fungi; Ascomycota; Sordariomycetes; Diaporthales; Cryphonectriaceae.